AUGACACGUGAAUUCAAGAUGACAGAUUUAGGUCUGAUGAGAUUCUUUCUUGGUCUGGAGGUUCGAAAAGAAGAAACAAGAAUUUUCAUUUCACAGGAGAAAUAUGCAAAAGAAAUCUUGAAAAAAUAUAAGAUGGAAAGCUGUAAUCCAAUUUUGACGCCAAUGGAACUAGGUACAAAGUUGUCAAAAGUUGAUGGAGGAGAACAUGUCGAAGAAAGCAAAUAUCGAAGCUUGGUAAUAAGUCUUCGAUAUCUCACAUGUACAAGGCCAGAUCUUUCGCUUAGUGUUGGAAUUGUAAGUCAUUUCAUGGAGGAACCGAUUUAUGCACAUUGGAAGGCAUUAAAAAGAAUCCUUCAAUACAUCCAAGGAAUUGUGUCACCUGGAAUGUUCUACUCAAAAAUAGAAGAUUACAAGUUGAAUGGUUAUUCCGACAACGAUUGGUGCAGUGAUAUAAAUGAUCGAAAGAGUACGUCAGGAUAUGUGUUCUUUAUGGGAAAUACCGCUUUUACAUGGAUUUCAAAGAAACAGCCGAUUGUUACACUCUCGACAUGUGAAGCUGAAUACAUAGCAGCAUCUUUGAUGCGUUUGUCAUGCAAUAUGACUUAG
This is a messenger RNA of Vicia villosa (hairy vetch), 606 nucleotides long. RefSeq names its product secreted RxLR effector protein 161-like. The coding region runs from base 1 to 606 and encodes 201 amino acids. The record is from RefSeq and is a predicted model, not a curated record. The transcript has a single exon. NCBI's taxonomy places the organism in Eukaryota, Viridiplantae, Streptophyta, Magnoliopsida, Fabales, Fabaceae.